Molecule: messenger RNA, 1830 nt
Organism: Necator americanus (New World hookworm)
Lineage: Eukaryota; Metazoa; Nematoda; Chromadorea; Rhabditida; Ancylostomatidae
Exons: 17
Coding region: 1-1830 (609 amino acids)
Molecular function (GO): lipid binding
Source: RefSeq, a predicted model, not a curated record
AUGAAAAGCUUGGUUGGCACGAGAAUGAUUACGGAUCAUCGAUCGAUAUUGCAGUUACAUCGGAAACUCUUACCGAUUGCGUUGCAGCCGCCCACUAAAUUGAUAUACUGGCCAGCCCACUCAUGCUAUUUUUUAUGUCACUUAUCGUACAGAAUAAAUGGUGAAAGUGUACCAAAACCAGCAAUUCGUGUACGAUUGAAUAAAGGAGUGUUCGAACAGGCCUCUACAAUUGUGGCCGGUCUGGUGGAAUACGAAGUACCACGAAUCAAGGUGCCGCCCACACAACAAUGUUUCCCGGAAGGAUGUGUACAGAUCCACUCGUUUCGCAUGACAUCGUUCCGACAACCGUCCUCAGUCACAAUGAGACCGCUGCCGCCAAACCAGUUUGUCAUUCGAGUCACAGAUUUCGAUUUUCUUGUGGUCGGGCAGCUAGGAGGUACCAUUACUGUGCUCAUUCAAUUGCCUGUCGCAGGAACGGUUCAUGUCACAGGCAUGGGUGUGUCGGUAUCGGCGUAUCUUGACAUCCAAAAAUCAAUCAACGACGAACCUUACCUGCGCAUGGUGAAUUGCCAAAUCGACGACGGGUUCAUAGAAACCAGGGUAGCAAACAUGGGUCUGCUUACGGACACUGUGAAUAUGAAAUAUCGGCAAUCGAUGUCGGCACAAUCAAGACAGCAACUCGAAGAAGCAAUUUGUGAAAAUAUGUACCGACUUACGCAACAGCAUUUCUCCAGCAGACUUUCUAAGCUGCCGCCACAGGUUUCAGUCCACACGAUGCUGAAAAAUCUACUCUCGCUCAACAGCAAGCUCGAAGUUGACUCCGAAGCAGCGCGAGUGAAACGCGCCAGCAACCUCGACUAUUACGACGACAUUGAGAACAACGAAAAAAAGUCCACCGGCACUAAAAUUUGGUCCAGUACAAUAGCUGCUAUCCGUACAGGAAACAAAAGUGCUCGGGAAGGAGGAAGCAACAACAUUACUUUCAUAGCAAGAGACAUUACUCAUUUCUUUAAUGUGGAAAGACUUCGACAUUUGAUGAUUGAUAUGACUUUGCUAGAUGCUAGCGCUACCCAUGAGGACUUCACUGUUGGAAUAUCUGGGCAGGUGUCAAGCACAAAGUCCACCGAGACUUCUCCCUAUCGAAUACCGUUUCCGUUCCGACUUCCGCCUAAUUCGCAACGACGAAUGGUUGAAAUUGCUGUGUCUGAAUAUUCUGCGAACACACUGCUCUACUUUGCUCACAAAACGAAUUCGCUACUUUUCCACGUGGACUCGCAUUCUCCUGGUGUUGGCUCACUUCUCAAAACGACGUGCACCGUCGACGAAGUCUGCUUAUCCGAUCAAGUGGAAGAAGUUGGGACUGCGUAUCCUGAUAGAAGUUUGGAAUUAAUAAUUCGUACAACAAGCCCACCUAUUAUUGCCCUCGAAAAAGACAUUAUUAGGCUAUCUCUGAAAGGCCGCUGCCUUUUCUUCUUAGAGGGGACACGACAGAGGGUAGGCGUAAUUCCGUUCACGGCGGAAGUUCAUAUGAGAUUACAAACAGAGGGAACAUACCUCAAAGGGAAAGUUUCCAUAACAAAGCUGACGUUCAACAAUGGUGUUGACUUCUUUCAAUUAACAAUAAGCGACUUGGAUGGUCUGCGAAAAACGACAAAGACUGCGAUAGAAAACAUGGCCAACGCCGUAUUCGGUGCAGGAAUUCCUUUGUCGACUUCAUCAGCAAACUCACCUCUUCGGCUCUCUGCAUUACAAGUCUCUAUCCUACCUGGUGUUGCUCUUCUUCAGGCUAACGUCGAUCUCUACAGUUCCUUCUACAAUCAUUCUAGUUAA